Aspergillus sclerotioniger CBS 115572 is the source of this 6062-nucleotide messenger RNA. Its product is annotated as putative DEAD/DEAH box helicase. Lineage: Eukaryota; Fungi; Ascomycota; Eurotiomycetes; Eurotiales; Aspergillaceae. Gene Ontology annotation, molecular function: ATP binding; nucleic acid binding. The transcript is spliced from 4 exons. Gene Ontology annotation, cellular component: cytoplasm. The record is from RefSeq and is a predicted model, not a curated record. The coding region runs from base 46 to 5709 and encodes 1887 amino acids.
CACAUUGUUAUCCUGUUUCUACGGGCGUUUACUGGAGAUAUAAUCAUGGCGGAUUCCAAUAAACUCUUGACAUGGUACAACGAUGUCUACUCUCGUACCGUUGAUCUCGUGGGUGACUACGCAGGAAGCGAACUCUUUAUCAUCGAAGGGGACUCGCUUCUCUUGCACUGCUUGACCGACGACCAACUUCAUUUUUCCAGUGGCUUCCAGUUGCUCCAUGCGACUUACAUUGUGGAACGAUUCCUCGCGAACCUUCGCCAACGGAACUGCAAUUUUCAGAUCGUCUUCUUCUCAGAACACUCGGUCAUAUCGAUUCCCCCGCAUGUUGACAAGGCAUCCAGGCCAAAGUAUAGUCUCGCCCGUGAAGCGAUCCUCCAGCAUCUUCUACAGAAUGCUCCCGAUGCAGUCCCGUCCGUGCGAGUGAAGUGCUUCAAUAGAUACGACAGUCAGGAGUUCCGAGAAUACCUUGCUGCAGAGGGUGUUUACUUCUUGAUGUGUCAUGAUGGAGCAUUGAUGGAACACAACCAGCAUGGCAAAGAAUCGGUAACAGUAGGUGAUAACGAGAAUCUAAGGGUGUCCGGUGACUCGGAUUUUGGUAGUGAAGGAACGGUUGAUGGUGCUCUACCGACAAUUGGUCCGACUAGUGCUAUCCUCAGAUCUAUGAUAUGCUGGUUUAUUGCCCAUGGUUACAACAUCUCAUUGUUGAAUAGUGUGGAGUGUCGAGACACGAAGGUGUUCACUACAGUUCUAGAGGGCUCCGCAGAAAACGCACAGAACAUCUAUCAUGCCAGAUUAAAACCUACCGGAGACCCAGAAUCAUCCGAGCCCGACACCCAAAAAUUGGCAGAAUUCGAUACAAAGACUGUCCAUGGCCACAUCAAAGCUCAUCCGAUCGCUCAACGUUCUCUCGCCAAAUCUUCCUCGACGGAGUUUAUGCUACGCAAGUUCAUGGAUAUAAUUGGCACCACAUGUCAUCAUGUCACCCAGCGGGAAUGGGUUUCGGUACUUACCGCAAGUACCGUGCUCAACUUUGACUCUUUUGAAGCGAAUGACAUGGUGGCAAUAUGUGCCCUGCUUCUACACACAGUUAUACUGAGCGAAUGCAAGCUUAGUGAUCGGACCUACAGCCCCACAGACUGCACUGGUGAGCUUUUUCUGGUGCAGUAUGCUGAGAUGGCUAGGGAUAUCAUCACGUCACCACUUUGGCACGAGGCUGUCAGAACUCAAUCUAUAUGUUGUGAUCUGGCAGACCUGAUGGAUGGAAGAUUGUUCCUACAGUUGUUGGAGCUAUGCCGCACCACACCUCGAGGAUUUACCCUCAGCCAAUCGGUAUUGACCCGAUUCUCGGUCCUCACAUCCCUGGUGAAAUAUCUUUGCGGAUCCGAAGUAUCUGGUAUAAAGAUCAUCAAUGAGGCAGACAAGAAAACAGCAAGCGGCAACAGGCGGACGACAGUGUCGUCUAAACACCUGCCUAACGAUCAGAAGGAGCCUGCUAAUGCCGUACUGCCGUUCAACAAUCCUGUUUUUGAUCCUCAUCUCAGGCCUAUAUCUCUCGUCGUUGACGAGUCCGCUACUGAGAUGAGCGACUUUGUGGUGUCGCGGACUUUUGAGGAAAUGAGUCACUGGCAUAACCAUAAGCGCCCGCUCGAUAAACGAAACGAAGGUCCCAUGCCAGAAAAGCUCCUUCGCCGGAACCAAUUCUUCAUGGCCGAAAUUACGAAAUAUGCUGCCAGUCUCACGAAUGCAGCCGGGGGGAUACUGGAACCAGAGACGGUUUUCCUAAAACCUGAAAAACACUUGGGUCGUGAGCCGAUAGUAAAGCGAACCAUCCGAGUGACUGAAACGCCUCGAAACAAGCAAUUGAAAGUGAACGGCCCAAAGCAAGGAUCCCACCAAAAGAUGGUCGGGUCAUUGGUCAAAAAUCAAGCGACAAUUCAGGUACAGGAAAAGCAACACAGCGCCGGUGCCAGGCAACUGAAAGCUUGGGGCAACAAGUGUCAAGGCUUCGAGAAAGAGACUAGUUUGACUCGAAGGUAUCUCAAAGCUCGAGAGUAUCUUGUCAGUCUUGAAAAAGAAAAAAGAUAUUUGGUGGAGGUCGAGGUACUCACCUACCAGGUGAGUACUUUGGUGCAACUCUGGAAGAAGAAGUGUGCGUCAAAUGAGCAAGAAAAAUCUCUGUCGAUAGUGGCACUCAUAUGGUAUGCUAUUCUUCAAAUAUCCAAGGCAAAGCAAGGUAUUACCGACGAGGUUGGGCGCCGCAUACAAGAUACCAUAAACGUGUUCAACCUUCCAGCCAUUGACAUCUCACCUAAUAGCGCUGGGAGGCUUUCAUUCGAAUUCACGUCGUUGGCGUCGCCUAAAGUCAAACUCGAAACAGGCUUGUCGCCGGUUGAGUUUCAACUUAUUCAUGCUGGACCGUAUUUUGACCGCAACAUGGACUCGGCACCGGAUGCUCGUGUCCAUGACUUCGAACCUGACCGGUGGCAGCGAGAGAUCUUGGACCAAAUCGAUGCCAAAGCAAGUCUCUUUGUGGUCGCUCCAACUAGUGCGGGAAAGACAUUCAUCUCUUUUUACGCGAUGAAACAGAUUCUUGAGGAUAGCAACGAUGGCGUUCUAGUAUACGUCGCCCCGACUAAGGCUCUUGUCAACCAGAUUGCUGCUGAAGUCCAGGCAAGAUUUAGCAAAAGUUUCAAGCAUGUUGGGAAGUCAGUCUGGGCCAUUCAUACCCGUGAUUACCGCAUCAACGACCCGGCAGGCUGUCAGGUUUUGAUAACGGUUCCUCACAUCCUUCAAAUUAUGCUUCUUGCCCCAUCGAAUGCAAGGUCAUGGUCAUCCCGGGUUAAGCGAAUUAUUUUUGAUGAGGUCCACUGCAUCGGCCAGGCGGAAGAUGGAGUUGUAUGGGAACAACUGCUUCUCCUUGCUCCUUGCCCUAUUAUUGCACUCUCCGCGACGGUUGGGAACCCGGAAGAAUUCAAGAAUUGGUUGAGCUUGACUCAAAAAGCGAACGGUUGUGAUUUGAAGAUGAUUGAACAUAAAGCGCGCUGGUCAGACUUGAGAAAGUUCAAGUACAAUCCUCCGCAGGCUUUCGUCUUCAAGGGGCUACCAAAUGUCACUGAUAUGGCAGCACUCGGUCUCGAUGGCUGUCCAAAUAUGUCAUUCAUACACCCUGUGACAAGCCUCAUUAAUCGAUCAAGAGGAAUCCCGGACGAUUUAACUCUUGAGCCACGCGAUUGUUGGAGUCUUUGGAAGGCCAUGGACAAGUACAAAACAAAUAAGUAUCCGCUUGACCGAGAUUUAGAUCCCUCAGUUGCACUGCCGACCGUCAUUUCAAAAACGAAUGUAUUGGAGUGGGAGGCUAAGCUGAAGACUGUUUUGAAAAGCUGGCUGAACAACCUGGACUCGCCAUUCAAUGCGGUUCUGGAAGAGCUCUCCCCCAAGUACCAGCCUGACAACAAGUUUGGUGUUCAGAUAUCGACUGGCGUGCUUAGUGAAUCCGAAACACCUCGCAAAGUUCGGGAUACCAGUAUUCUUGAUACGACACUUCCUCUCAUUUGUUCCCUGCAUGACCAAGGCGCUCUUCCGGCGCUAUUUUUCAAUUAUGAUCGGAGUUGGUGUGAGAAGAUAUGUCAGGAAAUUUUGAGUGAAUUGCAGGAAUCCGAAGCCCAUUGGAAGGCUUCGAGUUCGGCUUGGACACAAAAGAUCGCUGAAUGGGAGACCUGGAAAAAGGUGGAAGCCAAACGCGCCAAGCAGAAACUUCCAACCAGGAAAACAGGAAAGGGAGAGAGCAUGUCCAAGGAGGAGCAGAUGCGCGAUAUGACUGCCGAGGAGUCGAGCUGGCAUGAAUCCUUCGACCCUGAAGAACCAGAUCCCAGGUUCUCACUGGCCGAUAUGAAGAAAUUGGCGCCUUCGGAAUUUGAAGAUUACGCUGAGGAGCUCAGGAGACGCGAGGUCCCCCAAUGGCUAAUCGAUGCCUUGAAACGAGGAAUCGGUGUCCACCACGCCGGUAUGAAUCGCAAGUACCGCCAGGCGUGCGAGAUACUGUUUCGCAAGGGCUACCUACGCGUCGUCAUCGCUACAGGCACAUUAGCUCUCGGAAUCAAUAUGCCUUGCAAGACUGUUGUAUUUUCUGGAGAUUCCGUCUUCCUGACAGCCCUUGGGUUCCGGCAAGCAGCCGGUCGAGCUGGACGCCGAGGCUUUGACUUUUUGGGCAACGUUGUCUUCCAAUGCAUAUCGCAUUCCAAAGUUUGCCGCUUGCUGAGCUCAAAGCUUCCGAGUUUGAAUGGGCAUUUCCCCAUCACAACAAGCUUAGUGCUGCGACUCUUUAUUUUGUUGCAGAAAUCCGAACAAGCUCCCUUUGCCGUCAAAGCGAUCAACUCGAUUUUGUCGUGUCCACGGAUCUAUCUCGGUGGCCCGGAUUCCAAGCAUACCGUACUCCAUCAUCUGCGAUUUUCAAUUGAAUAUCUUCGCCGUAACUAUCUGCUGGAUACCAACGGGCUUCCUCUCAACUUUGCGGGCACAGUAGCACAUCUCUACUACACCGAAAAUUCCAGCUUUGCGUUCCACGCGCUCCUCAACGACGGUUAUUUCCACAGACUGUGCAAAAAUAUUAGCAGCAAUCCUAACUGCGUUGUUCUGACAUUAAUGUUGGUUAUGUCACACCUUUUUGGGCGCCAAUACCUACGGCCUUCUAUCUUGGAACGUCUUCGGAUGUCCGAGAAAAAGCCCACCUCUGUCGUGGUCCUUCCCAGCCUGCCAAAACACGCAGCUGAAAUCCUACGCUCCCAUAACAAGAAGACCCUCGAGAUUUACUCCUCCUAUGUUACGACCUUUGUUGAGCAGCACGUCAAGGAUCCAGACUGCUUUCUCCCGCUGACGCAAAUCAAGUGUGGAGGCGAUAAGUCCCCGGAUGAAAUCAGCUGCUUGUUGCCUAUCACUCCUCCCACUCGAGUCACUUCGUCAUUCGUUGCACUGUCAGGGCACAAAGACGAAUGGCGGAGCAUCUCCGAUCUUAGCCAGAAGGUUCGCAGCGGAGUCUGGCUGGAGUGGGCUGUGGUUCCAUAUGUUGGUCUUUUCCCCGAAGAGGGCAAGUUUGCACUGAAUGCCUAUCUAUACGAUUUCUUCAAACACGGAAAUGUAGAAGCUUUGGAGAAGGAAAAUAUUAUCCGCAGAGGCGACAUAUGGUUCGUUUUGAACGACUUUUCCCUCGUUCUUGCGACGAUCGUGACCAGUUUUGAGAAUUAUCUAAAGUUGUCCAAUAAUACUGAUAUGGAUUUGUUGGACGUGGCAGGUAGUGGCGAUAACCGUGAGCUCAGCUUGGAAGAUGAUGCUGUUGAUACAGGUCAAUCAUCUCCUGGGAAAACAACGAAGACGGCUGGUCGAAUUUCAGCCACGAUGCAAUCUAAACCCAAGACUCCUAUCUCCCCAGGCCCCAGUGCCAGACCCAAGAAAUCAAAGGUUGCUGACAGUUGGGAAGACGAGUUGAGCGAUGAGGAUCCAAGCCAGAAGGACGAUGAAAUUUCCAAGGGAUCCGAAAAGCCCAUCAGGACUACCAAUCAACUGAAAGGAAAGGGAAAGAAUAAUGUUGCUUCUGCCCAGCGCAACAGUGACUCUCGAACCGAAUUCAACGAGAUGGAAUUUUUGCAGGUCCUACAGGCCUUUAAAAUGCUCCAGGCCGAAUUCAAUGCGAAGUUCAAGGCCAUGUGGGCGUAAUAGACAAGAUCGUUUUGGCUAUUGUUUGAUAAAAGCCUUGGACGAUUUGGGUGGACAUGUUUUCAAUUGGCUUCUGAUGAAUUUCUAUAUUCACGAAUCUUGCCUCUUGCUCAAUUUGAAUCUCGGAUCGCUCGGUUUUGAAUAGUUAAUGGAUUACAGAAUGUAACUGAAUUUUCUUGGUGCAGCUAUUGGAAUCGCUGUCUGGCUAUGAGAAUAAUACACAGCAUCGAGCAUUCCCUUGUCAUACAUUGACUAGUGCUAUACUCUAAGGGUCACGGUGAUUGCUUUCCUUCACCUAUUGCCAGUCACAACAGACAUCCCAUUCCAUGCACUAACCCAAGCUUAUAAAAUCC